GGGACAAAGUAUACCUAGGGGACUGAUUAGGCUAGUCUACGACCUUCCUAUGUCCUGUAUUACCUAAGGCGCCUGUACCUCGUCAACAUUAAAUACAUCCAUACACCUUUCCCACUCUUCUUCUCUUCCCCCUACCCAUAGGCCCCCAGACGGGUUCCCGCUCGAAUUCCUCCUCAUAUUUCCACCGUCGUCGUUGUUCACCCUCCGUCCGCGUACUUUGCUCGGCUGCUUUCGUUGUGGCUGGGUAUCAGGAGCAGAGACUGGCCACCGUUGACACUCGUAAAAGCCCGCCCACGCCGAGACGAGGUAGUCCGUAGAUGCCGUCGGCAACGCCCUUCGAGCCGUCGAUGCUCCCACCUGGCAGGAAGAGGAGACGAGAUGACGACGGCGAGGUGCAAGUUCAAUUUGCCAAAACAACGCAGUGCUACCACAACGAGUCACCAAACCUGCUCUCCACUAUAAACAACAACGAGCGACUAAAACUACCUUCUUCGGCCCGUGCCUAUUUUUCGUCCCUCAACAUACCACGGAAGGCCGUUCUACCCGCGAGCAAGAGGUCCCGGCUACUCGACGAGAACGAAGAGCAGCACGCUUACUCACACCCGCUUUCAUCCCAUGCCGGCCAUCAUCUGCACCAACAUCAACAGUCGCCAUUCCCUCAUGCGCAUCCCGAGUACUCGACGCCACCAGCAUCGCCAGACCGUACGCGAUGCGAGACAACUACCAGGGCGAACCAACCACUGCUUCUGAGUCCAUGCCACAUCUGCCACCGGAAGCCGACUAAGAAAUCGGAGCUCGACUCGUUUGCCGACUGCAUGGGUUGCGGGCGGCGGGCCUGCUUCAUCUGCAUCCGAGCAUGCCAGGGCUGGCUGCCACCUGUCACCGUGGUAGAACACUCAGCCUCCUCGGACGAGGAAGCCGAGAACCCGUCCGCAUCCUUCACGAUGCGAGACGUUGACGACGACGGAGACAACCAUGGAUACUCACAGAACCACGAACCAAGCCAGAAGCAGGGCAGAGGGGAUGGAUGGGUGGGGCGUGGCCAUCGAGAGGUGAUCUGCAGCCGCUGCUGCGUGGAGAGAGGGCUGGAGGGCGACGUUGUCUGCCUAGGCUGCUUAAUUGGUAUGUCAGAGGCGUAGGGCACCAUAUAUGGAGAAACCCGACCACCUGUCGUCCUAAAGAAGUUAAAGAUAAAGAAGGCUUCGAGAGAGAUGUGUUCUACCGCGACCACACCACCAUAGGGAAACAUGUGACGCCGGGUCAAUAAUCGCAGCCUCCCCUGGCGUCCAUGAUGAUACGUGGCAUUCCCGACUCCGAACAGCCAACGUGUACGACCACUCUAGUCCGGAUCAGCAUCAGAAAGAGCCCAGCCACGAAGAGUCGAGGCCGCUUCGUUCAACUGAAAUCAUUGCUCAUCAUUGCUCAUUGCCAUGGCGCCAAAUAAUCCAGGAAUUUGCAUUGUACGGUGCAUCUCAUAGCGUCGGCUCUUAUUUUCUUGUAAGGUGUUGGGGGGGGGCAGGGGUUGUUUUUGCCCGCAAUGUAUCAUUUCUACCUAUACCCAUGCCUAUACCUCUGCUAUUACUGUUACUGUAGCCCACGAUUACAUGCUGUAUUUUUGGCGGUUUUACGGAUAUCACGUGGUGUAUUGUAUUCUUCAUUGCGAUCUCUCUCUCUCUCUCUCUCUCUCUCUC
Durotheca rogersii is the source of this 1691-nucleotide messenger RNA. RefSeq lists its product as uncharacterized. The transcript is spliced from 2 exons. The record is from RefSeq and is a predicted model, not a curated record. Bases 318 to 1139 code for a protein of 273 amino acids. Lineage: Eukaryota; Fungi; Ascomycota; Sordariomycetes; Xylariales; Xylariaceae.